CAUACUUUAGGUCUUUCCAAGGGGGAGUUUAUUGCUCGCAGGGCGAAGGCGCUAUGGGUUACUUGCUUGAUGGAUUUCCAAGUCGUUGGGAUAGAUGCAGCGCUGACGGCCGUGUUAUCAUUUCUCACGGUGGAGGAUGCACAGCAAAAUCGGACCCUCCGAAUAAGAUGAAAGGUCGUCCCAUGUCACGAGACCACUCACUUGAUACGGGAUCAGUCAAGAGCCUUUGGAGAGCGCACAAAAACUUCAAGGCCAUCAUUCUUAUUGUUGGGCCGAAGUGUAGGAGCUUCCCAUUUCGAUUUCGACAAAAAUACAAGUUUGUUGUGUUGGGUGCCUAUGCAAUCACCCACGUAUGGGCGUAUCCCGAUGAGGCGAGCGCUACCUCGAAGAGCGGAGCCUUUCAGAAAGAAGGACAAGGUCUGCACUUCUGUGUGGCAAUGAUUCAAACAUUGAGGGUUCACAUUUCAAAGCCACCCGCUACAUGUUUCGGUUUGAGUGGUUAGAGAGAGCCGACCCGUGGUGGUUUUCGCCCCUAACUCCACCUAUCGGACCACGUAUCGA
This is a messenger RNA of Cantharellus anzutake, 561 nucleotides long. RefSeq lists its product as uncharacterized. The transcript is spliced from 4 exons. Lineage: Eukaryota; Fungi; Basidiomycota; Agaricomycetes; Cantharellales; Hydnaceae. The coding region runs from base 54 to 503 and encodes 149 amino acids. The record is from RefSeq and is a predicted model, not a curated record.